AUGUCAAGUGUAAAUAAUGAUAAGGACCACGAUUUAUAUGAAUCAGCUUUAGAAUUUUUAAGAGAAGAAAAUAUUAAGAAUGCCCCUGAUCUUGAGAAAAUCAAAUUUUUAAAAAGUAAAAAUUUGACUGAUCAACAAAUUACAAAGGCUUUAAAUCAAGUCAAAUCAGAACAGAGACAAGAUAAUAGUAAUAAUAAUAAUAAUAAUAAUAAUAAUAAUAAUAAUAAUAAAAGUAGCAACAGCUACAAUGAUAAUAUUCCCCAACGUAUACCUCUAGAAUACUACGCUGUACCACCACCAUUACCACGUAGGGACUGGAAAGAUUAUUUCGUUAUGGCAACCACUACUGCAGGUAUCGCAUAUGGAGUCUAUUCAAUUACCAAAAAGUAUAUAUUGCCUAGAAUAUUACCCAAAGAGCAAAAUCAGUUGGAUAAGGACAAAACAGAAAUUGAGGAUCAAUUUAGUAGAUUGGAUAAAGUUUUGGAAAAUAUUGAAAAAGAGCAGACAGAUUUAAAAAACCUGGAAAGAGAAAAAUUGGAAAAAUUGGACCAAACCAUAAAGGAAUUAAGUGCUGCCUUGGAGGAUACUGAAACAACUAAGGAAAAACUAGAAAGUGAAUUCAGACUAAUGAAAGCCGAACUAUUAAACCUACAAAAUACUAUCGAUAAAUUUUUCUUGGAAAAUUCUCAUAUUCAUGAUUUGCAACAAGUUAAUCAAGAAUUGACAUCUUUGAAGAAUUUAAUAAACAAAAAUAUAGCUUCUGCGUUACCUGAGAUAAAUGGUAGUGAUAUUGAAGCUUCUCAACAAAAGGAACCCCGAAAAAUUUUGACUCCAAAAGAGAUUCCAUCUGCUUCUGACAUUUUGUCCAAAAUGAAACUGAAACCUAAGUUAAAUAACGGUACGUCUCCAUCACCUGAGCCUGCAUGGAAAGCGGCAUCUUCCAGUGACGGUGUUAAUAGUAAUAAAGAAAGCCAUGUUCCUGAGUGGCAAUUAAAUAUUAUGCGUGAUCCUGAUGAAGAUAUUACUUCUUCCACAUAUGAAAAAGAAGAGGAAAAAAAAGAGGAAAAAAGUGAUGAAAACUCCUCAUGA
Messenger RNA from Saccharomycodes ludwigii, 1089 nucleotides. RefSeq names its product Pex14p (gene PEX14). The transcript has a single exon. Bases 1 to 1089 code for a protein of 362 amino acids. The record is from RefSeq and is a predicted model, not a curated record. Gene Ontology annotation, cellular component: peroxisomal importomer complex; peroxisomal membrane. Gene Ontology annotation, biological process: protein import into peroxisome matrix, docking. Lineage: Eukaryota; Fungi; Ascomycota; Saccharomycetes; Saccharomycodales; Saccharomycodaceae. Gene Ontology annotation, molecular function: signaling receptor binding.